AAAGCUCCUGAAACGGGGCCUGGCCGAGCCCCUGGUGCUGCCCGGCAGCCGCGGCUCCGACGCCGUCGUUUGUGCCAAAGUCACCGACGUCGACUUCGACGGCGCCGCCGAGAUCCUGCUGGGCACCUACGGCCAGGAGCUGCUGUGUUACAAAUACUUUGGGUCGGAUUCGGGCGGUUUUGGUCAAUUCCGGCCGCUGUGGUGGCGCCGCUUCCCCUCCCCCCUUCUGGCGCUGGAGCCGCUGGACCUGACGGGGGAUGGGCUGUGGGAGCUGGCCGUGGUCUGCCUGGGGGGGCUGCACGUGCUGCAGCACAGCCUGGAGCCGACGGCGCGGCUGCUCCGGGAGCGGCUGCGCAGGGAGGUGCAGCAAAAACGGGGCCAAAACCGGCAAAAUCGGGAAAAAACCGCGGAAAAUCGGGAAAAAACCACGGAAAAUUGGGAAAAAACCACGGAAAAACGGGCAAAAAAUGUGGAAAAACAGGAAAAAAACCUGGACAGUUGGGAAAAAACGACGGAAAAUUGCGGAGAAACCACAGAAAAAUGGGGAAAAGACCUGGAAAAAAGAGAAAAAAUGGCAGAAAAUUGGGGAAAAAAUGUGGAAAAUUGGGGGAAAAACCCGGAAAACGCCGAGGAGGAAGAGGAGGGGGGGGAGAGCCCCUCGUGCGUCCCAAAAUCGGCGGAAUUCCAAUAAAAAUUCCCCCAAAAACUCCUAAAAAA
Molecule: messenger RNA, 717 nt
Organism: Zonotrichia leucophrys gambelii
Lineage: Eukaryota; Metazoa; Chordata; Aves; Passeriformes; Passerellidae
Gene: KPTN
Product: kaptin, actin binding protein
Exons: 4
Biological process (GO): negative regulation of TORC1 signaling; cellular response to amino acid starvation; actin filament organization
Cellular component (GO): lamellipodium; actin cytoskeleton; KICSTOR complex
Molecular function (GO): actin filament binding
Source: RefSeq, a predicted model, not a curated record